This is a messenger RNA of Penicillium hordei, 837 nucleotides long. RefSeq lists its product as uncharacterized. The annotation marks the transcript as partial. Lineage: Eukaryota; Fungi; Ascomycota; Eurotiomycetes; Eurotiales; Aspergillaceae. The transcript has 4 exons. The record is from RefSeq and is a predicted model, not a curated record.
UAUUCUUCCGUUCCACAACUGACAUCCACUGUGCACAACAUGUCAUCCCCUGUGUGGCUUAUCACGGGUGCUUCCAAUGGCUUUGGCCUUGGAAUGUGCCUUCACGUUCUGCGUGCGGGGCACCGUGUUAUCGGCUCUGUCCGCAGUAAGACCAAAGCCGCCACUGCGGUUGAGCAGAUCGAGCGGGCUGGAGGUUCGGUGAUUGAGUUGGACAUGACUGAAUCGCAGGCCAGCAUUGCAAGCAAGAUCCACGCCCUUGGUCGCAUUGACUAUCUGAUCAAUGUUGCUGGCUACUCCAUCCUGGCCGCCUGCGAGGAUAUCACCGACAAAGAAGCAACCCUCCAAAUGUCCACGAACUUCUUCGGCCCCCUAUACACCACUGGUGCCGCCCAGGACCCCUUACCGGCGUGCUCUGUGUAUAGUGCUUCCAAGGCCGCGCUAGAGGCUGCAUCCGAAGCACUUGCUAAAGAGGUUGCCCCUCAUAACAUCCGUGUGCUGAUUGUCGAACCCGGAAAUUUCCGCACCAACUUUGUCGGCGCAUUGGUUGAUGCAAGUCCCGACCCGGCCACGGUCGCUCCCCACUAUGAUGACCCCGUGGGCAUAGUGAUGCGCAAGUUUCUCACUGUCCAUGGAAAGCAGCCCGGCGAUCCACAGAAGGGAGUCGAGCGUAUCUUCGAGGUAGUCACGGGCACUGGGAUGGCCGGUCCCCUGGCGGGCAAGAUCUCUAGACUGGUUCUGGGAAGCGAUGCGUAUGCGAGAAUGCAGAAGAGCUGCGAAAGGUUCGGCAACGAUUUGAGUUUGCAGGAGGAAGUUGCCCUGAGCACCAAUUAUGCCUAA